CCCGCACUGAGUUUUCCGGCCCAUUGCUACUCUUCUAUACAUUGUUAUACCCAGGUCUUUGAGAUAAACCAUCACUUUCAUCAUUACCGAAAUGCCUGUUUCAACUUCGGAAAAUGCUAUCCUCAAUACCAUCGUCGACCAUAUCGGGGAUACCCCACUCGUUCGCCUUAAUCGCAUCCCCCAAUCCUUGGGAAUUAAGGCACAAGUUUUGGCGAAAUGCGAGUUCUUUAAUGCCGGCGGUUCCGUCAAAGACCGCAUUGCAAAGCGCAUGAUUGAGGAGGCUGAACGUGAAGGGAAAAUCAAACCCGGAGACACUUUGAUCGAGCCCACCUCUGGAAAUACAGGUAUCGGUUUGGCUUUGGUUGGCGCUGUGAAGGGCUAUAGAACAAUUAUUACUCUUCCUGAGAAAAUGUCGGCUGAGAAAGUUUCUGUUUUGAGAGCUUUGGGUGCUGAGAUUGUUCGCACGCCUACAGAAGCAGCUUAUGAUUCCCCCGAAAGCCAUAUCGGUGUUGCCAAAAGGCUCGAGAAAGAGAUCCCAAAUUCCAUUAUCCUGGAUCAGUACAGCAAUGUCAAUAAUCCCCUUGCUCACGAACUUGGGACGGCGGAAGAGAUUUGGAGACAGACCGGUGGAAAGGUGGAUGCUAUUGUGGCCGGUGCUGGUACUGGGGGUACGAUCAGCGGUAUCGCCAGGGGGCUGAGAAAACAUAAUCCAAAAGUCACUAUUAUUUGUGCCGACCCCGUCGGUUCCACUCUCGCCCCAGGCGAGAUCGACGACUCGAACGCAGGUUACAAAGUUGAGGGUAUUGGCUACGAUUUUGUCCCAGAUGUUCUGGAUCAGAAUAUUGUGGAUACCUGGGUCAAAACAGCUGAUCGUGACUCAUUUAUUUAUGCCCGUCGCCUUAUCAAAGAGGAGGGUCUACUCUGCGGUGGCUCUUCCGGUUCGGCCUUAACAGCUCUUGUCGAUGGAAUCAAAUCCCGCCCUGAACUCAAUCAAGAAGGAAAGACAAUCGUUAUGAUUCUACCGGACUCUGUCCGGAAUUACUUGAGCAAGUUUGUUGAUGACACUUGGAUGGAGAACAACGGCUUUAUCCCAGCCAAAGAAAUUGAGCACGCUCGCGAGACCACGCAAUGGCAAGGCGCUAGAAUCCGAGAUCUCAAACUCAAGCCAGUUGUCACGGUUAGGGCACACGAUACCGCUAAGAGUGCCAUCGACAUUAUGACUGAGAAGAGUUUCGACCAGCUUCCAGUCCUAUCCAACAGCGGGCAAUUAGUCGGUUUAGUUACCUUAGGCAAUAUUUUAAGUUACAUAUCCAGAGGCCGCGCUACCAGCAAGAGCCCUGUCCGUGAGCUCAUGUUCGACUUCACCAAAUUAAAGGAGGAUAACGGCAUCACUCCCCAUUCGACUUCUACCGGUCGGAAGAAGGCCGGGAAGAGAAAGUUUGAAGAGAUUACUCUGGAUACUCACUUGAGCGCUUUAAGCCGUUUCUUCGAACACAAUUCCGCGGGGAUUGUCACUGAGAGGUUGAAGGACGGAGGGCUUCAGGUGAAGCAUGUUGUUACGAAAGUCGAUCUCUUGAGUUACUUGGUGAGGGGGGGUAAGAGGGCUCCGGGCGUUACUGUUUAA
Molecule: messenger RNA, 1624 nt
Organism: Tuber melanosporum (Perigord truffle)
Lineage: Eukaryota; Fungi; Ascomycota; Pezizomycetes; Pezizales; Tuberaceae
Exons: 3
Coding region: 92-1624 (510 amino acids)
Cellular component (GO): cytoplasm
Molecular function (GO): cysteine synthase activity; cystathionine beta-synthase activity
Source: RefSeq, a predicted model, not a curated record